Cannabis sativa is the source of this 2518-nucleotide messenger RNA. Its product is annotated as B3 domain-containing transcription factor VRN1. Lineage: Eukaryota; Viridiplantae; Streptophyta; Magnoliopsida; Rosales; Cannabaceae. The record is from RefSeq and is a predicted model, not a curated record. Gene Ontology annotation, molecular function: DNA binding. The transcript has 4 exons. Bases 1132 to 2220 code for a protein of 362 amino acids.
UAACAAUGAAAAAUACGACGGAUGGUCGUUAGAGUCACAUGGGUUAGCUUAGAACAUUUGAUCUAGUGUGACAGUUAUAUGUAGUCUUUGGAAUAUCGAGAGUAUGUGGGGUUAUGAUUUUAGACUAUUUUACCCCUAGACCUAUAAUUUACUUAAGUUGGAAGUAAAUGGCAAAAGUAGAAUUUUGUAUUAAGAAGCUUUAUUUGGUUUAAUGAUUUAUAUGGUGGAAUAGUUUAGAUUACUUUAAAUUCUUAGUAAAUAAUAAAGAGUAUUAAAAAUCUUUAAUGUUAUUAGGAUAAGUUUUAGAAUUUAAAUUAAAACAAAAAUUAUCGAAACUAUUUUUUUUUCUCUCUCUCUACAUAGUCGGCUAAGAAGAACCAGACCAAACUAAGAGCUUGCUUCUUCCUUUUUAUGUGAUUUUGGUGAAUUCUUGUUGAAUUCAAGUGGUGUAAACCCAAAGUACAACCUUAGUGCUUUUCCUUUAAGCUUUUUGAGAAUUUUAGGGUUGAGUUUGACCAUGCAAUCGGGAUUUUCGGUUCAGUCUGAACCUUAAGCUUUUAGGAGUCUUUUUCUGGGUUAUAUUUGAGUUGAAAUUAAUUUAGAUGAGCUAGUUUUGCUGGUUUGAGAAGUGGUUGAGCAAGUUUGACUUUGAGAACUCUAACUUGGCUUAACAAUGGUACUUUUUAUUUUUGGAUAUAUUUGCUGCUGUUAUUGCUUAGAUAUUGUUGUUAGGUGUCAUUAUAGGUAUUUUGGAAAGUUUGGUUGAGUUUGGGAAAAAACUGAGCGAGGUUCAAAGUUUUUAGGGUUUUCUACAGAGAACUGGUUAACCGUUUAUCCACGCAGGACCUUAAGAACCGGUUUAGGCAGUUUCUAGAGCCUUAGUUUUUUGUAUUUUCUCGAUAUUAAGAGUAUUGCCAUGCUAUCUACCGCUAAGAAAACUUCUAAUUUUGAGUUUAGAUUCCCGAGAAAGUUUUACCAAGUUGCUUACCCGUUUAUGUAAUUGUGACAUAUGGCCUCUGUUCAACGCGUGAUUUUCCAUUCAGAUCGACCGACACACUUAAAUCAAGAAACGAGUACAUAAAAUCCAAGACUACUUCUUGAUCAUCACUCUCUUUCUCUGGCUCUGCUUCAAUGGCACCCAUCCAGAAAAAGUCCACACUCCGACCCCUUUUCACCUUGGUAGUGGAUGAAACCGCCAUUGUCCAACAUAAGCUGAGGAUCCCAAAAAAAUGUGUGAUGUUAUUUGGUGAAGAGCUUGGUGAGAUGGGUACUCUUACUGUUCCUCAUGGCAAUGGUAAUCGAGCAUGGAAAGUAAGAAUAGUGAAAAAUGGAAAGAAUAAGAAGAAAAAGUGUCAUAAUAACAACAAUAUUUGGUUUAAAGAUGGUAUGGAGGAAUUUAUUAACUAUUAUUCCAUUCACUUACACUCCAUUUUACAAUUCACUUACCAAGGAAACUCAAUGUUUUCUGUUCGUAUUUGUGAUGCUUUGGGUUCGGAAAUUGAUUAUCCAUUUGAUGAAGAAGAUGAAGAUGAAGAUGAAGAAGAUGAUGAUGAUGAUGAUGAUGAUGAUGAUGAUGAAGAUGGUGAUGAUGAUGAUGAUUAUGUUUGUAAGUCAUAUAAAAGAAAAAGCUUUAAUAGUCAAAAGCAGAGUGGCAAAAGAACAAGUGUUGCUUCCAAAGACCAUAAUUCCAAACAAAGUUCACAAGGAUUUUGGUGUCAUGUAAAACAAGAACAAGUUGAUGAUGAUGAUAAUGAUAAUGAUGAACAUGAAAUGGUUGUUCCAAGAAGCUUUGAUUAUCAUAAAGGAAGAAGACUAGUCAUGUCCAAGGGAGCUAAGGCAGCUCAAGCGGCUGCCUAUGCAUCUAAGUCCAAACUACACAAUCCUUCAUUCAUGGGUAUUGUGAAUCAACAUAAUAUUAGAAUGGCAGUCCCUGCAGAAUUUGUGAGAAGGCACAUGAAAUUUUGUGUAGAUAAGAGUGUUGAAGUUGAACUACAGCCACAGGCCAAGAAUGAUGAGAAAAUGAAAUGGGUUGUGAGUUGUUGUCCUAUGAAGAAAUGUGGUACAUUAAUGAAGAGAUUAGGGAAAGGGUGGUCUUCUUUCUCAUCCAAUCAAAACUUGAAGAGUGGAGAUGUUUGUGUGUUUGAAAUGAUUCCCAACCUCAAUGCCAACGGUGAUCUUGUCUUUAGAGUUUGGAUUUAUCGUGCAGCUAAUUAUGAAUGAAAUGUUUAUUUAGCACUAAUUCUCUUUUUUGUAGUUUUUGUUGGGUGACUUUGCUUGAUUAGUUUUGUUAAUGGUAUUGUGUUUUUUUUUCUAUACAUGUUAGAAUAUUGUCGUUUAUUAGUGGCUUUUCUUGUUUGUAGAAACAUUGGUUCUUAGAAUUUUUUUGUUUAAAAGGGAUUUUUGUCUUUGCUCAAGGUUUUACUUUGAGUGUCUCACUGAAUCUGUUUACUCAUGCAUGUAUUCCACAGGAAAGAAUUAGAAUAAUACAAAUAUCAGCAUUUUACAUUAAUUCAACUCA